Cataglyphis hispanica is the source of this 1389-nucleotide messenger RNA. RefSeq names its product growth hormone-inducible transmembrane protein-like. Gene Ontology annotation, cellular component: mitochondrial inner membrane. NCBI's taxonomy places the organism in Eukaryota, Metazoa, Arthropoda, Insecta, Hymenoptera, Formicidae. The coding region runs from base 203 to 1228 and encodes 341 amino acids. The record is from RefSeq and is a predicted model, not a curated record. The transcript has 5 exons.
UGACGUUUGCGUAGCACGUGAGUGACGCCGCUCGCGAUCGUUCUCGAUCGUUUGUCGUAAGUCGCAAGUUUCGCGCAGUUUCGCAUGCGCCACUUGACUGUGUUAACCUGUUUUGAUCAUCGAAUUCGGAGAAACAAUCGCAUCGCUAUUGCGUCAUAGUUGUCGAUAGAUCAAGAGGGCAAAAGGAAAUUAAAGGAUCAAGAUGUUGUUGGCAGCGAGAAUCUGCCGAGCUAGUGUCUCGCCAGGUUUGACAUCGUUCGUCAGGACUCCGGUUGUUUCGACGACGCCGCGUUUAUCUAAGGGUCAAAUUGCGAGACUAUUCGUUAGCGAUGGACGCAGUUCUUAUACGAGGACCGCGAGAAGAAGAACCACCGUAACAGAACAAGCGAUGGAACCGGCUGGUGAAACCGCAUUUAACAUUGGAAAAGGAGCAGUUGCCGGAGGAGCGAUAAUAGGAUUAGGUGCUCUUUGUUAUUAUGGAUUGGGUCUUUCUUCACAAGCAGGUGCCAUAGAUCAGGCAAGCUUAUGGCCACAAUAUGUGAAAGACAGAGUGAAAUCUACUUACAUGUACUUCGGUGGUUCCAUCAUGGUCAGUGCAGCAUCCGCGGCUAUGUGCUUACAUUCUCCCGCCAUCAUGAACAUGAUGAUGCGUCAGGGAUGGAUCGCUCUAGGCGUAACAUUGGCCGCAAUGAUCGGCAGCGGCAUGAUUGUACAGGGACUUCCAUAUAAAGAAGGAUUCGGUGCUAAGCAGAUAGCUUGGUUGGUGCAUACUGGUAUCGUGGGCGCUGUUUUGGCACCUUUAUCUCUCCUGGGUGGACCGUUGGUCCUCCGAGCGGCUUGGUAUACUGCCGGUGUCGUUGGUGGUUUGUCAGCUGUUGCCAUUUGCGCGCCUAGCGAUAAAUUCCUGGCAAUGGGUGGUCCGCUCGCUAUCGGUUUAGGUGUGGUAUUUGUUAGUUCGCUGGGUACCAUGUUUCUUCCACCUACGACCGUCCUCGGCUCAGGAUUGCAUUCCAUGGCGUUGUAUGGCGGUCUUCUGUUGUUCUCCGGAUUCCUACUUUAUGACACACAAAGGAUCAUCAAGCAGGCGGAAACAUACCCGACGUACAACCAUCAAGGCAGGCCGUACGAUCCGAUUAAUAACGCAAUCUCGAUUUAUUUGGACACUAUUAACAUCUUUGUGCGAAUUCUAUCCAUAUUGGCCGGUGGUGGUACCAAUAGACGUAAAUAGAGGAAUAUAAAAUUCAAUAGCUAAUGAUGAGUGAUAUUAUGAGCAUAAAAAAUAAUUUAUAAAUUAUUAUAUAAUAUUUUAGUUUAAUCAUAAUAUUCAAUUUAAUAACGAUUAUAAAUUGUACAGUUUUAAAUCAAGAUAAAUAAAUUUAAAUAUUUCAA